This is a messenger RNA of Osmerus eperlanus (European smelt), 3319 nucleotides long. Its product is annotated as ETS-related transcription factor Elf-1-like. NCBI's taxonomy places the organism in Eukaryota, Metazoa, Chordata, Actinopteri, Osmeriformes, Osmeridae. The transcript is spliced from 8 exons. Gene Ontology annotation, molecular function: DNA-binding transcription factor activity, RNA polymerase II-specific; sequence-specific DNA binding. Bases 630 to 2033 code for a protein of 467 amino acids. The record is from RefSeq and is a predicted model, not a curated record. Gene Ontology annotation, biological process: regulation of transcription by RNA polymerase II; cell differentiation. Gene Ontology annotation, cellular component: nucleus.
GUCUGUUAGAAGUGUUUUAGGUUAGGGUUAGUGGUGGAUACGCUGAUCCUAGCUCAGAGCCGAAAGGCAGCUUGUUUGGUGUCAGUGCAGAGAGAACAAUUUCCUGUUCAGACCUGGAAGUUACAGCCAGCUGCUACACAGACACAGCAUAUCAACAACACAAGGUUCAGACCACAGGGCCGUUUGGCAGGCUCCACUUCCUCAUUGUCAACAGAAACUGAGAGCAAGACAAGAGAGAACAAAUAACUGUGACACCUGUCUCUGUUCAACGCCUACACAUUUGACCUGUUACAGUUAACUGUGUGCAGCAGGACUUACCUCAUCACAAGCAACCUGGUGUACGCAGACUUGACAGACUAACCUGGAGUGUGGAUCAUAAGUUGGACAGUUACUGCCAGAAAUGUACUAAGAAACUUACCGCAAGGUAAGGUUAGAUUCAAGGACACUGAAACAGUCAGGGCGGAAAAACUGGAACCUCUGGUUCAGUGGAACACAACCUUAUCUGAUUGUGCUCUGGAACGUGAGGACUUCUGCAGUGGUAUCAUCAUAAAUACAAUCCAGUUCUACACCUAUGGGUACGCUGAGAUUAUGUCACCAUAGAGUUGUUUAAUUGUGUUGAAAAAUUAAACAUGCUGCAGCAGACAGAGCUCAUCUUUGAGUAUGCCAGUGACCGUGUCAACAAUGGACCUCAGCUUGAGGAGCAUUCUGCGUUCCCUGCAGUGAUUGUAGAACAGGUCCCCCACGCACAUCUACUCUCCUACUCAGGCCUGGUCUGUGAGCAAACACACUCUGACGUCCAUCCACUCUCAGUGGAGGGGUGUGAGAGUGGGGAUGAAGAAACCAUGGAGACACUGGUUGCUGCUGAGACUAUCCUUAACAUGGAUUCUACUGAUACUCUCCUGGAGCAACAGCACUACUCCCAAAUGUUUGUGCCACUUCUUGGGGAUGUCAUCACCGCUCCUGUUACCCAGGUGACCGUGUCAGCAGAGGGGAUUGUGGGAGCUGUGGACCAGCCUCAGUGGUUCACAUCCCCUGUGGAGAAUGUUGUGGCGCAGCCACAAAAGAGGAGAGGGAGGAAACCUCGACACAGCAGGCCUGAAUCACCAACCCCUGACAUCAUAGUGAAGAGGAGCAAGUAUAAAUACAAAAAAGGCAACACGUUAUACCUGUGGCAAUUCCUGAUGGAGCUACUCCAGGAUAGGCAAGCCUGCCCCCGCUACAUCAAAUGGACCAAUCCCCAUGCAGGAAUCUUCAAGUUGGUCAACUCAAAGGCUGUGGCCAGACUCUGGGGAAAACACAAGAAUAAACCAGACAUGAACUAUGAGACCAUGGGCAGAGCCCUCAGGUAUUAUUACCAGCGAGGUAUCCUAAACAAGGUGGAGGGCCAGAGGCUGGUCUACCAGUUCACCUCGCUGCCUGAAGACAUGGUCUACAUCACUGAUGGUAAAGAAGAAGCUGAUAAUGAUGAUAAAGAAGAGGAGGAGGAGGAUAAUAGUGAUGACGACGCAAUCUGUGACAACCCAGAGGACAGUUCUUCUAGUGAUGAUGGAGGUUCCUAUGAGCAUUCACCCCCAGCCUCUAGACCUGUCCACCAUCCUGGCCGAAAGACCCCCACCAGAACAAGGGAAACAAAACCUCCGGGCCAGCCCAGAUCAAGGCCUCGCCCCCCUGCCUCAGCACCAGCCCAGCGCGCUACGGUCCUCAGGUCCACAGGGGACAGUCUGAUCCAGCAGAGGCAUUUGCCCAUCGUGUCUGCUGAGAUGCUGCGGACUCUACAGAACCUCGAGAGAGUCCAGUCUCUGCAGCCAGGCGGCCACGCGUCUGUCUUCAAAACCGCUCAGCUGCUCGGGAGUCUUUGUGAGAAACAAGCCUCUAGUAGCAAUAAAACAGAAGGUCAGCAUGGGGUGAUACAGGUGCUGAACCACCCUGAUGGGACUACUGCCACAGACGAGAAGCUAGUCUCUAAACAGCCUGCCAGCCAGCCUCAGAUAGUGACCCUGCAGCUAGCACCCCUCACUAGUUUUGACCAAUAAAAACACAGGCAGCAGUCUCAGGACUAACUCAGUAUGCCCUGUCAGACUGUCAGUGCCUUGUCAUCAGGGAAACAUCAACCCAACAACAAAAUUGCCUGUGACAAUAACUUUCUGAUUGGGAGUCCCUCUAGAGAGUUACAAUCUUAGAAGUCUUUGUGCCCUUAUAGACGCCAUUAGAAGUUAUUAGAUUUUCAACCAGAGACCAAAAACAUGCACUGGAAUCUACAGCCACUCUGCAGAAAUGUAUAGCUGUUUCUGCUUGCACUUCAUCUCCAUUGUAUGGGAGCUUAUACUCUGAUCAAUACACUGUUAUAUUUUCUUUCUUUCUCUCAACCCCCCCCCACACACACACACACACACACACACUUCACAUUUGCCUUGAACAUUGCCUUGCACUAAUUGUAAUACACACCCUGUCCCUGUCCCUUCUUCCACCUUUCCUUGUGCUUCAGACCGACCUGAUGCAACUCUUAACCAAAGACAUUCCAGAUCAGUUUAAUGUGGGCCACUGUACUGUUUUGAAUAGCAUGCUUGGUACAAAGGUAUCUAUAGUACAGGAUUAAACAAACCUGAAGAAAACACACCAGCUGCAUUCUAAACCGGUUCUUCUUGAUAUGCAUUCCACAGACUAACAUUAUGAAUGUUGUUAAUGGAUACAAGUUGUGUCGUGUAGAAAUCAUAAACUAGAAAUCUACCAAUCACCAGUGCCUUGGGAACAUUUCUCAUGAAUGACAAUCAACAAACAAAAAAGGGAUAUAGACCAAACCUGUCCUAUAUACUUAUUUUAAUGUAUCUUAAUGUUAGCAUUUCUGCACUCAAUACCGUUCUAUUAUGACUGUAAAUAUACUUACUCCACCAUAUAUUUCUUUAUGUAUUUAUGUGUUUUGUCUUAUAUAUACUUUUUGUGAACUUGUGCAACUUUAUAUUGUUGACACUUGCCAGCUGUCUCUCAGGAUUGUAAAAUGUUGUUUCCGCACAUACUCCCACCCAAACUUAAUUGUCUAUGCAAGGAGUAAGAAUAAAUUACAGAAAAGUGUAUUGUUUUGAUUUUUACCUCCUUGGUCUUAAAUUUGUUGCUAGGAUUCAGACAAGUGAAUUCUACCAAGAUCUAUGGACCAUUUUACAAAUAAAAUUAAACGUCUAACUAGGGUACUGCCCUUGCAAUUGUCUGUGCUCACAAUUAAAUGUAUUUGUGGUGGAGUUAUAAAGGUAAACGCGUACCAUUCUUUUUGUUGUAUACAAUGUGUUAAUUUGUCUAAUUUGAUAAUAAAAAAAAUAUUUGGGAA